UACCUAGGUUUGCUUUGUACAUAAUGUACAUAAAGAAAGUCAUCAUACAAGGUUUUCGCAGCUAUAGAGACCAAACAUGCCCAGAAGAGUUCAGCCCGCAUCAUAACAUAAUAGUUGGGCGCAAUGGUUCUGGAAAAUCGAAUUUCUUCCAGGCUAUACAAUUUGUUCUUUCAGAUGAAUACAGUCACUUGAGUAACCAGGAAAGACAAAACCUUCUUCACGAAGGCACAGGUCCACGCGUUAUUUCGGCUUACGUGGAAAUGAUAUUUGACAACUCUGAUAAUCGGAUUCCUUUCGAUAAAAAUGAAGUCUCUUUACGGAGAAUAAUUGGUAGCAAAAAGGAUCAGUAUUUUCUCGACAAGAAAAUGGUCACGAAAGCUGAUGUUAUGAAUAUGUUGGAAAGCGCUGGGUUUUCUCGUAGUAAUCCGUACUACAUCGUUAAACAAGGAAAGAUUACUCAGUUGGCUACUGCACCUGAUCACCAGAGACUGAAACUGUUGAGAGAGGUUGCGGGAACCAGAGUCUAUGAUGAACGGAAGGAGGAAAGCAAACAAAUAUUUAAAGAGUCAGAAGCCAAACGAGAACAGAUAUCUGAACUCUUAAACAGCAUCGAAGAUCGAUUACGAACCCUUGAAAACGAAACAAAAGAAUUAAAAGAAUAUCAACAUUGGGAUAGAGACAGACGUGCGUUAGAAUUUACCAUAUACGAUAGAGAGUUGAAAGAAACUCGAAAAAAAUUAGAAGAAAUACAAACUCGUCGAGAACAAAGCAGUGAAAGUACAGCUGAAAUUCGGCGAGCUGCCAAAGACUGUGCAGAUGCUAUAGAGAAACUAGAAAGGGAUCUAAGAGACAAUAGAUUGAAAGAAGCUCAGAUGCAAGAUGAAGUCGAGCAAGUCCAAGCAUCUGUAAGUGAUGUUCUUCAACGCCGUGAGCAACUUCAACUCACUAUAGCUGAUUAUUCAGCAACUCUUCGAGGUGGUAAAUCUGCGCGUGAGCGAGCUUCUGAAGAAUUAAAUCGUGUUAGAGAACAAAUAAACCAAGUUGAACGUCGGCUAGCUGAAUUACGACCUCAGUAUAAAAAGGCUAAGCAGUUUGAAGAUGAAUUAGCGAACGCACUUAGUGAUGCUGAACAUCGUAGAAAGGAAUUAUUCGCUAAACAAGGAAGAGUCAAUCAAUUUCAAUCCCGUAGUCAACGUGAUGAAUGGAUUAAAGAUCAAAUGAAAAGUUUAUCAAAAGCUAUAAAAGAUAAAGAAAAUACUAUAAAUAAAUUAACAGAAGAAAUUAAACGUGAUGAUGAAAGACGAGAAAAACUACAACAAGAUUUAGAAGUGGCUGAAGAAAAUAUGACAUGUGUUCGAAAAGAAUUAGAAACGGUAUCUGAGGAACAACGUAGACUUCGUCGUGAAAAAGAUGAAAUUCAAACGGACAGACAAACUGUUUAUCGGGAAGAAACUAGAAUAGCUCACGAACUGAACAAUUUACGUGAUGAGUUGGCCCGUACUGAACAUAAUUUACGAUCGAUUACAGGCAAAGGAAUUUUGAAUGGUUUGGAUUCUGUUCGUAAAGUUGUUGAAAUAUUUCGUGAUCGUUAUGGUCCAGAUUGUGAUAUUGUACAAGGUUAUCAUGGAACAUUGAUAGAAUUAAUUGAUUGUCCAGAAACAUUUUAUACUAGUGUAGAAGUUACAGCUGGUUCACGUCUGUUUUAUCAUGUUGUGCAGAAUGAUAAAUUGGUUAUUCGUAUGAUUGCUGAAAUUAAUAAACAUAAUCUUCCUGGUGAAGUUAAUUUUCUUCCAAUUAAUCGUUUAUGUGUACAAGAAUCUUCAUAUCCAGAGACAAAUGAUGCAAUUCCAAUGAUUUCUCGUUUAAAUUUCGAUGAGAAAUUUCGUGGUGUAAUGUUGCAUAUUUUUGGAAAAACAUUAAUUUGUCGUAGUAUUGAAAUUGCAACUCAAUUGGCUCGAACAAAAAAUUUCGAUUGUAUUACACUUGACGGUGAUCAAGUAUCACGUAAAGGUACACUUACCGGAGGAUAUUACGACAGUCGAUUAUCACGUUUAGAAUUACAGAAACGUAAACAAAAAACUGAAAUUGAAAUUCAAGAGACAGAAAAUGUUCGUGAGAAUAAUGCUAAACGUAAAGAACAAGUUGAUGCACAAAUUAACCGUAUCAUUGACGAUGUACAACGUAAGGAUACAGUAAGAUCAAAACAUGAAAUGACAUUUGAUAAGUUGAAAAAAGAUAUUCAUAUGUGGAAAGAAGAAUUACGUGGCAAACAAGAAACUAAACCACAGAAAGAGUACAAAUUAUCAUCUUUACGUCACGACCUGGAUCAGAUGAAGUACACAAUGGAAUCUUAUAAAGUUGAAUUAGGAACUGAUUUAUUAAGCCAGUUGUCAGUUCAGGAGCAACGUGAAGUUGAUCGUUUAAAUGAUAAAAUUCAAGAAUUAACCAGAGAAGCUAAAGAUGCUUAUAAGAAGAGAAUUACAUUAGAAACCGAAAAGAAUGAAAAAGAAACUCAACUAGAACAUAAUUUAUUAAGAAAACAAGAACAAUUAGAAUCUGAGGUAGCUGAAGCUUCGGAACAAGAUUUACAAGAUCGUUUAACUGAAUCAGAAGAAGAAUUGCGCGAGGUUGAACGUCUUAUUGAAGGUGCUCAGCGUACAGUAGAUGAAGUGGAAACACGUUUAUCUGCUCUAUUACAUGAACAACGUCAACUGGAAUCAGAAAUGGAGCGUAAAAAACAAGAAGAAAAAGAAUACGCUGAACGUAUACAAGAUGAUCAACAGAAUUUAGAAAAAAUGCAGUCCAAACAAAGUCAAUUAUUAAAAAAGAAAGAAGAAAAUAUGAAAAAAAUUCGCGAUUUAGGUUCUUUGCCAGCAAAUACAUUUGAUAAAUUUCAAGAAAAAAAUAUAAAACAACUAUUCAAACUUCUUGAUAAAGCUAAUCGUGAAUUAAAACGUUAUAGUCAUGUGAAUAAAAAGGCUUUAGAUCAAUUUGUAUCACAUUCAGAAGAGAAAGAGAAAUUAUUAAAACGUAAAGAAGAAUUAGAUAAAGGUUGUCAAGCGAUUAAAGAUUUGAUGAAUGCAUUAGAUCAUCAAAAAUAUGAAGCUAUUCAAUUAACAUUUAAACAGGUAUCUAAAAAUUUCCAAGAUAUUUUCAAACGACUUGUACCUGAAGGUCGUGCAGAAUUGGUAAUGAAAAAAGGUGUCCGUCAAGAAGGUGAAGGUAGUAGUGAUGAAGAUGGUGGUGCUGAUAGUAGUGUUAUUCCCGAUGUUGAACGAUUUAUUGGAGUUGGUAUACGUGUUAGUUUCACUGGUGAUUCAGCUGAUAUGCGCGAUAUGAAUCAAUUAUCUGGUGGACAAAAAUCACUAGUUGCUUUAACUUUAAUCUUCGCCAUUCAAAAAUGUGAUCCAGCACCAUUUUAUCUGUUUGAUGAAAUUGAUGCCGCAUUAGAUGCACAAUAUCGUAAAGCUGUUGCUGACAUGAUUAGAGAUUUGAAAUCGGAAGCACAAUUUAUCACUACAACAUUUCGACCUGAAUUAUUAGAAUCAGCUGAAAAAUUCUAUGGUGUAAAAUUUCGUAAUAAAGUUAGUCAUAUUGAAUGCGUAACUAAAGGUGAAGCACUUGAUUUUGUCGAAGAUGAUCAGACACAUGGAUAAUUUCUACAUGAAUAACAGUGAUCAUAACCUUUGUGUUUCAUGUAUACACUGCUUGUUUUUCUCUCUGUCAUCUUCAAGCAUAUGUAGAGGAUAUUUAUCUACCUGUCUUGUAUAUAUCGUCGUCAUCAUCAAAAAUACAUAAGUAAAUCCCUUAAUACUCAUGAAAAUGAGCAAACUAACAAUUAUGACGUUGUUUUGUUAAUAUUGGCAUUUAACGGAACUUCUCCGUAAAAAGUAACGACCAAUUACAGUUGAAUGUAUAUUACCCAUUUGAUCGUUUUUAUAAUAUUUCCACGUAAUAAAUACACACAACAUCCCAUAAACUAAUUAAUUAUUCCCAUCUCUUUAUGUUUGUCUAUUCUAUUCAUCUUUUUCCUGUACUACACUUUGCAUUUAUUUUUUGUUAAACAUUAUUCUGAUAUUUGUUGGUUUGUUUUUUACUCACAUAAAAUAUUUUGUAUACCCUAUAAAUAAUAAUAUUUUGAUAAUGAAUUUUUAGUUAUUGUUUUGACUAGUUUCUAGUUAGUUUUAGUCAGUGAAAUAGUGCUGUAAAUUGUUCAAAGACUUGACUGACUACUACUUCCACUUUGACAGAUUAGUAGUAUUAGUAGUUAUCACUAAGUAAAUGUUAUCUAAAAUCGUAUGCAGAAAUCUGUACUUGAUAAGAGGUGCUUGUAUUCGAAAUUUCAGUAAAGUAAUGCAAAUUCUUGUUCUCUAUUUUUAUUCCUAACGAUUUCAUGCGCUUCAAACUAUAUGAUAGUGAUAUUCCGUUGUUUGGUUAACUAAAUAGUCUUUAAAUGGCAUUAUUUUGUUAAGCUCAACAUCAAUAUGUGCUACUAGGCUGUAAAGAUUCAUUUUCAUUAAGAGGUAACUGGAGAGAAAAAUCAUGUCACUCCGUUAUAUUUACAAACACUUCAAGUGACUAAAACUUGACUAAAGAUAAAUUGUCUACAAUCGGUGAGGUAACUUCUAGACCAAGUGUAUUCGACGGAUCUUGUGUUGUGAUAUUAAUUGCAGGUUCGAAAAUCUAGGUUGAAUGUUGUAACACCAGAAGUUUUAUCAGGCAGUAACCAUGUGCUAAAUACAACAGGCUUUAGAACACCUUUUCCACAGUUGAAUCAUUAUACUUAUGUAAAACCAUAUAAGCCCGUGAUAAUGUGGAUAAGUACUAUUGAAUUCAAAUGGUGACGUUGGGUUCAAUGGUAUGUAUUGAAUCUUAUUGCUUAUGAGAAAAAGGCGAAAUAUUUUUUUGAGUUCGUCCUAAUUUUCAUUAUCAUAAAAUUUAGUAUGGAGAUUAGUUGCUUUGGUUCUGUUAACAUUUUUAAGGUUGAGCCUAGUU
Molecule: messenger RNA, 4995 nt
Organism: Schistosoma haematobium
Lineage: Eukaryota; Metazoa; Platyhelminthes; Trematoda; Strigeidida; Schistosomatidae
Gene: SMC3
Product: Structural maintenance of chromosomes protein 3
Exons: 21
Coding region: 393-3656 (1087 amino acids)
Biological process (GO): mitotic sister chromatid cohesion
Cellular component (GO): chromosome
Molecular function (GO): protein binding; cohesin loader activity; ATP binding
Source: RefSeq, a predicted model, not a curated record